AGAGCUUAAGAGUAACGCGCUCCCGCGCCACCGGCUUCCGGAGCUCGACUUCUUCGUCGUGUCUCAAAGCUCAGCCAUGGCGUCCCUAGCGAAGGCUCCCCUCCUCGAGAACCGGCCGGGAACCGACGAGCAGCCCGAGGCGGCUUAUGAUUCCGACGAGAAGGUGGUCAUCUCCGUCUCCGACGAUGAAGGCCCGUCAGCGGCUGCGGAGACGGAGGAAGUUGACGGCUCCCUCCCGCCCUUCUCGUGGCGGAAGCUUUGGCGGUUCACCGGCCCGGGGUUCCUGAUGUCCAUCGCGUUCCUGGACCCCGGGAACCUCGAGGGCGACCUCCAGGCCGGCGCGGCCGCGGGGUACGCACUCCUCUGGUUGCUCCUCUGGUCCACCGCCAUGGGGCUCCUCAUCCAGAUACUCUCCGCGAGGCUCGGCGUGGCGACGGGGCGCCACCUGGCGGAGCUCUGCCGCGACGAGUACCCGCGGUGGGCCACCGUCGCGCUCUGGCUCAUGGCCGAGCUCGCUCUCAUCGGGGCCGACAUCCAGGAGGUGGUCGGGAGCGCCAUCGCAAUCAAAAUCCUCAGCGGCGGGGUCAUCCCCCUCUGGGCCGGGGUGGUCAUCACGGCUUUGGACUGCCUCGUCUUCUUGUUUCUUGAGGACUAUGGUGUGAGGAAAUUAGAAGCUUUCUUUGGGGUUCUAAUUGCAACAAUGGCGGUCUCAUUUGCUGUAAUGUUUGGUGAAACCAAGCCUAGCUUCAAGGGACUGCUGAUUGGUACUGUUGUUCCAAAACUAAGUUCGAGUACAAUAAGACAGGCAGUGGGGAUCGUUGGCUGCAUUAUUAUGCCCCACAACCUGUUCUUGCAUUCUGCUCUUGUGCAGUCAAGAAAAAUCGACAAUUACAAUAAAAGCCAUGUUAGAGAAGCAAUGAAGUACUAUUCCAUAGAAUCCACUGUGGCUCUUGCGGUUUCCUUCUUUAUCAAUGUUUGCGUCACUACAAUUUUUGCAAAGGGAUUCUAUGGUACAGAAGCAGCCAGUUCUAUAGGGCUUGAGAACGCUGGGCACUUCUUACAAGAGAGAUAUGGAGGUGCAUUUCCCAUUCUGUAUGUAUGGGGUAUUGGACUAUUGGCCUCUGGACAGAGUAGCACAAUUACUGGCACUUAUGCUGGGCAAUUCAUCAUGGGAGGCUUUUUGAAUCUUCGAUUGAAGAAGUGGGUACGAUCUGUGAUCACAAGAAGCUUUGCAAUUUUGCCAGCUAUGGUGGUUGCUCUUUUGUUUGAUACCAAGGGCUCAGCCAUGGAUAUUCUGAAUGAGUCACUUAAUGUGCUUCAAUCCAUUCAGAUACCAUUUGCUCUUAUCCCACUGCUUACUUUGGUCUCAAAGGAACAGGUUAUGGGAAUUUUUAGGAUUGGCACUAUUACAAAGGUGGUAACCUGGAUCGUGACAGGUUUUCUAAUAGUCAUCAAUGGUUACCUUUUGCUUGAUUUCUUCUCUGCUGAAGUACAUGGCGUGCUCUUUAAUUCUCUUCUUUCUCUCAUCUUAGCACUAUAUGUUAUGUUCAUCGUUUAUCUUGUCUUGUGGGGUAGCACUUUGUAUGCUUGGGUUACUAUAGCAAUCAGGAAGAGUUUCCGCAGUGGCAACUGACAGCACGGUUAUUACAAUUUGCAAGGAAGUCACUGAAUACAUGCCUCAGGAAAACUGCAAGACUGUGUGGAGCUUUCAAAUCAGUUUGGUGUCUUCUUGUUAUCCAAACUGUUUCCAUUCUGCAACUUAAUAAUGGUGCACCCUAUUGCUUUCCAUACCACAACUCUAGCAAUUAAGAAGCUGAUGCUGCUUACAGGGAUGGAUGCGUAUUGCUCUUCCUCCCACAGCUGUCGUGUUGUAGGUUUUCUGCUAUUUUCCAGAGGUGUCAUCAGACAGUAUUGACUCCACCACUAUCAUAUAAACUCUUAGAUCAAACAAGAAAAAUUGUCUGAUGUACAUAAUGGAAAACAUAUGAAAAACAUUGUUUAUAAAUUUGUAUGGUGAAAUAUACCAUGAUGAUAUACUUCCAAUUUCA
Musa acuminata AAA Group (dessert banana) is the source of this 2048-nucleotide messenger RNA. Its product is annotated as metal transporter Nramp2. Bases 77 to 1633 code for a protein of 518 amino acids. Gene Ontology annotation, cellular component: membrane. The record is from RefSeq and is a predicted model, not a curated record. Gene Ontology annotation, molecular function: manganese ion transmembrane transporter activity; cadmium ion transmembrane transporter activity. Gene Ontology annotation, biological process: metal ion transport. Lineage: Eukaryota; Viridiplantae; Streptophyta; Magnoliopsida; Zingiberales; Musaceae. The transcript is spliced from 4 exons.